Alternaria triticimaculans is the source of this 2019-nucleotide messenger RNA. RefSeq lists its product as uncharacterized. The record is from RefSeq and is a predicted model, not a curated record. The coding region runs from base 1 to 2019 and encodes 672 amino acids. Gene Ontology annotation, molecular function: dipeptidyl-peptidase activity. The transcript has 5 exons. NCBI's taxonomy places the organism in Eukaryota, Fungi, Ascomycota, Dothideomycetes, Pleosporales, Pleosporaceae. Gene Ontology annotation, cellular component: cytoplasm.
AUGGCUUCCAAUCGCGCUCGAGUGCCCGACCAGGCCUCUCCAAUCUACCGUCUGGCGAUCAAGCCUCUCUUCGACAGCCUCCCACCUCGCGACAAGCUCUACGCUCACUAUCUCUCGCAAGCAGCCUGGAAAGGAGCACGCAUCAUCCUGCGCCAAACCUCUUUAGAAUCCGAAGCCAUCUUCAACUUCAUCAUAGAGGCCUAUCGUGCAUGCGAGGGCGAGUGGAGCCAGUUCGAGGAAGUAUGCGCGGUAACCGGCGAUGAAGUCAAGGCCUUUUUGAGCUAUGCUGGACUAUUCCUGUACAAUCUCGGGAACUUCUAUGGUGAGGGAGGCCAGAAGUUUGUGCCUGAUCUUCGCAAAGAGUCUCUGGAGAAAAUCGUGGGAUGCGUGGGUAUGACAGGAUCUGCUGCUGAGAACUUAGUUGAGGGUAUGACUGCAGUAACUCCGCAGAACACAGGAUAUCCAAGCGAUACUGCUGUUUCGAGCUACUACCUGGGCGACCGCAUUAUGCGCACAGAGAUCAAGGAAGUACAGCUAUUCAUGCAGGAACAAGGCGUUGAGCCAGAGAAUACGCGAGUGCGAAAGACGAUCCAUAACGGGAACGCCAUCUUCGACAUUCUCCAGGCCUCGACUCAGACUGGCAGCGGCAAGCUUACUACAGCUACACAACUUGGUGGCCCGAGAUUCAGACGCAUGAAAGGGGAUCAUCAGGACGAGAUCUCUACUAUCUCCGCACACUUCAACACCGGAGAUCUCCGAGAAUAUCGACGAGGCCAGGAGAUCUGGGUCAAAGACAAAUCCCCAUCAAUCGAACACAUUCUCGGCUUCGUUGAAACCUAUCGCGAUCCCCAUGGCGUACGAGCGGAGUGGGAGGGCGUGGUGUGUAUCGCAGACCCAGAAGAAACAAAGAAGAUGGAAAUCUUCGUGGCUAGUGCAGCGAAGUUCUGUACAUUGUUACCUUGGGCGACGGCGGAGAACGAGGGCAAGGGCUUAUUCGAGAAGGAUGUGGUUACCAUACCCCAAUGUGCUAUUGUGCAUGCGCUAACAGUCUGCUGCCCGUAUGUUUGGGAAGCGUCAAAUCUCCCCAACUACAACGACAUCCGCGAGAAUCACGGCUCAAAGAACAUCAUCAUUGCUAACCGAAUGAGCGCGAAUCGCAACUCUUCCGGCGCAUCCAUCUACCUCCAACCCCCAGACCGCGAACUCUACCGCCAAAACCUCCAUACCAUCCGCUUCGUCGCAACAAUUAUCCACGAACUCCUCGGCCACGGCACUGGAAAGCUCCUUAGCGAAACAGCCCCCGGUAUCUUCAACUUUGACGCCACUAACCCGCCGAUUGACCCUUUGACGGGCCAAACGGUGGCCUCCUGCUACCGCCCCAACGAAACAUAUUGGAGCAUAUUCGAGGACAUUGCCAAUUCAGUUGAAGAGUGUAGGGCUAUACUCAUGUCAGCGUACCUCAUCGAUAACAAAGACGUUCUCGCGAUCUUCGGAUACGACGAGAAUAGUGCGCUAACGGCUGACAAUCUGGUCUACCUUUCGUACCUGCACCUCGGUGUCGAAGGUCUCCGUUCGCUCGAACACUACAACCCCGAUGACAAGAAGUGGACUCAAGCGCAUAGCCAAGGUUACUUCGCUAUCUUCAAACACCUCCUCACCGAAGGCGACGCCGUUCUCACCGUCCAUCACAAUGCUAACACAUCCGCCCUCUACGUUACCAUCGACAGUACCAAGAUCAUUUCCCACGGCAAACCCGCGCUGGGUCGCUUGAUGUGUGCCCUACAUAUCUGGCGGUGCACAGCGAAUGUCGGGGCGUGUCGACCGUUUUACGAGACGUUGACCAGUGUAGAAGGUGUAUAUGAGGAGUGGAGAAGCGUUGUGGCGACGAGGCCGGAGCGGAGGGCGAAGUUCGUGCAGGGAAACACGUUCCUAAAGAAGAAUGGAGAGAUGGAAUAUAGGGAGUACGAGGAGAGUGACGAGGGGAUCAUCAAGUCUUGGGCUGAGAGGGGGGUUCUAUGA